Messenger RNA from Marmota monax (woodchuck), 933 nucleotides. RefSeq names its product olfactory receptor 5B3-like. The transcript has a single exon. Gene Ontology annotation, biological process: G protein-coupled receptor signaling pathway; sensory perception of smell. The coding region runs from base 1 to 933 and encodes 310 amino acids. NCBI's taxonomy places the organism in Eukaryota, Metazoa, Chordata, Mammalia, Rodentia, Sciuridae. Gene Ontology annotation, cellular component: membrane. Gene Ontology annotation, molecular function: G protein-coupled receptor activity; odorant binding; olfactory receptor activity. The record is from RefSeq and is a predicted model, not a curated record.
AUGGAGAAUAGGACAGAAGUGACACAGUUCAUCCUUCUGGGACUGACCAAUGACCCAGGUUUGCAGCUUCCCCUCUUUGUGACCUUCCUCCUCAUCUACACCAUUAAUCUUGUUGGGAACCUGGGGAUGAUCCUGUUGAUUGUCUUGGACUCCCGUCUCUACACUCCCAUGUACUUUUUCCUUGGCAACCUGUCUCUGGUGGACAUUUGUUAUUCUUCAGCUGUCACUCCCACGGUCAUGGCUGGACUCCUUCUAGGAGACAAAAUCAUCACCUACAAUGCUUGUGCUGCUCAGAUGUUCUUUUUUGGAACCUUUGCCUUUGUGGAAAACUACCUGUUGGCCUCAAUGGCCUAUGACCGCUAUGCAGCAGUGUGUAAGCCCCUGCACUACACCACCACCAUGACAACUAGUGUGUGUUCAUACCUGAUCAUAGGCUGCUAUGUCUGUGGAUUCCUGAGUGCCUCCAUCAUCACUGGGAACACUUUCAGUCUCAUCUUCUGUAAGUCCAAUGUGGUCCACCAUUUUUUCUGUGAUGUUCUAGCAGUCAUGGUUCUCUCUUGUUCAGAUAAACAUAUUAGUGAGCUUGUUCUUUUUUAUAUUGUGAGUUUCUGUAUCUUUUUUUCUCUCCUCAUUAUCUUAGUAUCCUACAUGUUCAUUUUUAUCACAAUCCUAAAUAUGCACUCAGCUGCAGGACAUAGGAAGGCUAUAUCUACCUGUGCCUCCCACUUCACUGCAGUCUCUAUUUUCUAUGGGACCCUAAUAUUCGUGUAUAUACAGCCCAGCUCCAGUCACUCUGUGGACACAGACAAAAUUGCAUCUGUGUUCUACAGUAUGGUCAUCCCUAUGCUGAAUCCUUUAAUCUAUAGCCUGAGGAACAAGGAGGUCAAGAUUGCAUUCUUAAGGGUCUGGGUUGAAAAAUCAGGUGAGAUUUGA